Molecule: messenger RNA, 1418 nt
Organism: Sesamum indicum (sesame)
Lineage: Eukaryota; Viridiplantae; Streptophyta; Magnoliopsida; Lamiales; Pedaliaceae
Source: RefSeq, a predicted model, not a curated record
ACCCAUACCCGAUUACAACUUUUCAGGUCCAAUUAAGCCCACAAACAGAUUCGGGCGGGCACCCCCACCGGACCGGACAAUCCGCCAAUUCACCGAAACCCGCUCCCCUUCACCCCGCCAAUCGGGGAUUCCUGCUCAACAGUUGCGAUUUCCUUUUGAUUUCACCUUAUGGAAAUGCUGAAUCUCGUCGCCGACGCCGCCAUGCCCAGGCAGCUCGAGGUCUGACGAUUACCCACAGAGACGUGAAACUUUUCUGAGAGAAGUAGAGGAAGAAAUGGUGCGGAAGCGAUUGCUGUUGCUCUUGAAGCCGUUUGAUGCGUACCCUGCUCAUGAACUCGCCGCACUUUCCUCCUCCAACAACCGUAAGGGUGAAGCUGGCUUUAUGGAGGUUGAAUCCGACAAGAAUAUGUUCUUUAAUUGAUGGGAAUGACUUUUGGAGUUCAAAACUUAAUGCAUCUUGUAUGGCUUGGUUCCGAUUAUUCAAUAUGACAUGCUUCAUGUAAAAUAAGUUUUCUUCUCCUGAAGGCGUUGCAGGUAUUAAGAUUUUUGUAUGACAGGAUGCUGGUUCACAGAAAUGCUAUUAACUUCUGCCGAAAUAUUUUGAUGAAAAAAGCUGUUAAUUCGAGAGUUGUGUUUCGUAGUGAUCUAUCUCAGCCAAUCCAUGAUGUAGAUCUGGUCAUUACAAUUGGAGGUGAUGGCACCCUAUUACAAGCAAGUCACCUCAUGGAUGAUUCGAUUCCAGUUCUUGGAGUGAAUUCUGAUCCCACUCGACCAGAUGAGGUGGAGGAAUUCAGUGAAGAAUUCGAAGCUACAAGGAGCACUGGCUAUCUUUGUGCUGCCACUGCCAACAACUUUGAACAGAUGCUAGAUGACAUCCUUGACAAUCGCUCUGAACCUUCUGAAUUAGCAAGAAUUGCUGUUAAUCUAAACUCAAAGCCAAUAUCAACUUCUGCUCUAAAUGAUGUUCUACUGGCGCAUCCAUGUCCUUCAAGAGCUUCUCGAUUCUCAUUCAGGAUCAUGAAAAACGGUGAGCUUUCUUCUUCUUUGCUACACUCAAGAUCAAGUGGGCUGAGAGUCUCGACAGCUGCUGGAUCCACGGCCGCGAUGCUCUCAGCUGGUGGAUUGGAAAUGCCCAUUUUAUCCAAGGAACUCCAAUAUAUGGUAAGAGAGCCCAUUUCACCGGGUCUUACCUCACACUUAAUGCACGGGUUUAUGAAGUCCGAUGAAAUGAUGGACGUUACAUGGUAUUGCAGAGAGGGGUUCCUAUAUAUUGAUGGUUCCCAUGUGGUUCAUUCUAUUCAACAUGGAGAUACCAUCAACCUCUCUUCCAGGGCUCCAAAGUUAAAACUGUAUUUGCCACCCCAUCUGUUAUCCCACAAUGUAUGAAAGAAAUGAAAAAACAGAUGUUUUUUGCUAAA